GCACUUUGUCCUUUCCACAUGCGGGGCUCGCCGCGGACGAGUGUGUCAUGCAGGUUGAUGCCGAAAAGCGGGCAACAGCGCUUACCGCAGAGUUGCUGCCUCCGUCCAUCUCUGUAGUUGCGUAUGUGCUUACCUUCAGCCGUCACAAUUUCCAGCUGAGGAUAGUCAAAGAUGCCUGCAGCGAGGUCAUCCGCGAGGAGCUUGUGGCAGGCAUGAAGUCCAUCCGGCAAAUCGUGCGCGAGGAGUUGGACAGGACAAGCCAGCCUAGUGAGGAUGGCGAGGCGGACUCUAGUGACACCGACUCAGAAGGCCCAGCAGGAGAGGAUUGGAAGCUGAUCAUUUGUGUGCGGCAUGACCUCAACAUGUCCGUGGGCAAGGUUGCCGCACAAGUCGGCCACGCUGUGCAUCAUGCGGUGACACACUCAAGGUGGCGAGAUCUCAAAGAGUGGGAAGGGUCAGGGUCCAAAAAGAUCACGCUGAAAGUUGACAGUGAGGAGCAGCUUUGCAAGCUGGAGGAGGAUGCGAAGUCGGAAGGCUUGCUGGCCGAGAGCAUCCAGGACGCAGGCCACACUGAGGUGGCGCCUGGCACAACCACAGUCCUGGCCAUUGGACCUGCUAAAGAGAGGCAGUUGGAACCCAUCACUGGGCACCUCAAAGCACUGCCGGAUCGAGCUCAACAGCUGGAACGGCACAACAAGAAGCUCCUGGAACGUGCGGAGCGACUGCAGAAAGAAUUGGACAACGAGAAGAGGAAACACAAAACAACGGUGAAGCAGCUGUGGGCUCACCGCCAAGUUCUCUGAAGAAUGAUGGAUGCAUGUUGGUUAGAAAUUGCGAAAUGGAUUGAAC
Effrenium voratum is the source of this 849-nucleotide messenger RNA. The record is from the annotation of a GenBank genome assembly. Lineage: Eukaryota; Dinophyceae; Suessiales; Symbiodiniaceae.